CUCAGCUUAAUAAAGAUCAAUGGCGAAUUGUCCGUGUAAGCCGGUUGUUGUAGAGACUGAACCUAGUUUUGCUUGGACAGAGGACUCAAAUUGCCAUUAUCUUCAAAUUGAUAUUCCUGGUUUCGAGAAGUAUGAGGUGAUGGUGCAAUAUUUUACCUCCGGAUUUAUAAAGGUCAAAGGAGAAAAGCUGGUAAAUGAGAAUAAAACUCUUCGAUUCGAGCAGAAUUUCAAGGUUCCAAAAUCCUCAGACUCACAUGGCAUCAAAGCAAAAUUUAAAGGUGGAAUUCUCUACAUAACAAUUCCAAAGCAUAAGGUGGAAGAGAAGAAAGAACCUGAACCUGCUAGUAUAAAGGAACAAGGUGUUGUUCCAAAGCUGGACGAGCCACAAGAGAAGAAAGAACCUGAACCUACUGCCAUUAAAGAUAAAAGUAGUGCUCCAAAGUACAACGCAGAAGAGAAGAUCGCUGACAUAAAGGAUCAAGGUGCUGUACCAAAGCCCGAGGCAGAAGAUAAGAAAAAGCCUGAACUUGUUAGCAUAAAGGAUCAAGAUGUUCUUCCAAAGAAAAAGGCAGGAGAGAAGAAAGAACUUGAACCUGCUUGCAUAAAGGAUCAAGGUAUUGUUCAUAAACACGAGGCGGGAGAGAAGAAAAAACUUGAACCUGCGAAUGUAAAGGACCAAGAUGUUGUUCCAAAGCACAAGGCAGAUGAGAAGAAAGAACAUGGACUUGCUGGCACAAAGGAUCACAGUGUGAAUGGCACCACAAAAAUGAACAUACACAAAAUAAGGAAUGAAGAAGUGAAAAAGAAAGAGGACAAUAUACUUGGUAAUGGCCAGCAGGUCUACGGAAGCAAGAAGGAAGAAGGAAAGCACAGAAAUGCUCCUAUGAGUUUCUCUGAAGAUACUGUGAGGAAAUGGGAAGGUGAGCCUGGUUAUCUAAGUAGUGCAAUGGAAAUGUUGAGCCAAAACAAAGGGGUUAUCGCGACAUCCGUAUUAGCAUUCUCAUUAGGCGUCUUCAUAUGUCUGAAAAUUCGGGCUCGUCAAAAGAAUGCUCUGUAAUUUGUGUAUUGUUGCUUGUAGCUUCUUCUAUUAUCAUUGUUAUGUAACUUAUACCGCAUAAUAUAAUAAUACUGUGAU
This is a messenger RNA of Morus notabilis, 1135 nucleotides long. RefSeq lists its product as uncharacterized. NCBI's taxonomy places the organism in Eukaryota, Viridiplantae, Streptophyta, Magnoliopsida, Rosales, Moraceae. The coding region runs from base 20 to 1057 and encodes 345 amino acids. The transcript is spliced from 2 exons. The record is from RefSeq and is a predicted model, not a curated record.